GAGUCGGGCGAAAGAUCCUCGGCCAGGUCUAAGAGACCUACAAAACCGAGCUUGGCGGCAAAAGAUUCGCAUACGAUGGUGAGAAAAGCUUGUUCAGUGUGGGUCUUCUGCCUCACAACAAGCUCGAAUUUACUGUGGUCAUGUCCGAAGGGUACUAGGAAUCGUAGUCCGGAAGCUGAUGGUAGCCUAAGUGAAAGUGAUCGUAAGAGUUCAAGAAGGCGGCCUCAUACCAAAAUAUACAAAGUGGUCAUUAACUUUGAUGCCAAAAUCCCAAUGUCUGCAAUAGCAAACGCUCUUAGUGGCCAUGAGACCAAACAUUUUUAA
Striga asiatica is the source of this 324-nucleotide messenger RNA. Lineage: Eukaryota; Viridiplantae; Streptophyta; Magnoliopsida; Lamiales; Orobanchaceae. The record is from the annotation of a GenBank genome assembly.